Molecule: messenger RNA, 1097 nt
Organism: Drosophila simulans
Lineage: Eukaryota; Metazoa; Arthropoda; Insecta; Diptera; Drosophilidae
Product: RNA polymerase-associated protein Rtf1
Exons: 1
Coding region: 121-906 (261 amino acids)
Cellular component (GO): Cdc73/Paf1 complex
Molecular function (GO): DNA binding; RNA polymerase II C-terminal domain phosphoserine binding
Source: RefSeq, a predicted model, not a curated record
CCCCACCGAUCCAGUUGUCACAAUUUGCUUUUGUUCAAGCAACAAAAAGCCAAAAGGCAUCAAAAAUUGUUCGAAUGUUGAGAAAACCUUUUUUGGCGAAGCUCACUUAAGCCCAUUUAAAUGUCUGACCAGCGAUCCCGACGCGUUCGUCGUCCGGCAGCGGAAAUAGUCCGCGAACUGAGGAACCUUCGGGCUAAGCCUCUGCGGAUCGACGACGAGAACGAGACGUGGGUGAAUGGCUACGAGAAGCCAGCCACUCCAGAUCUGCCGGUGACCAGUCGCGAUCAGUUGGAGCUGCUACGUCUGAGCCGCCAUCGAAUCGGCAUGCUCCUGGUUCGGCCCGCCUUCGAGCAGGCCGUCACUGGGUGCUUUGUCCGCGUAAACGUCAGUGGGCAGGGAGAGUUGCCUGAUCAUCGGAUCGCCGAGGUGCUGGGCAUCUGCGAACUGGACUUUGGCUACAAAGUGGAGCAGAUACCCACGAAUGUGGCGCUGCGACUGCGCUACGAGGACCUGGAGAUGCAGCACGAGAUCAACGAUGUCUCCAACUUGGCCUUCACCCAGGAGGAAUUCGAACUGUGGCGCGAUAACUGCGUUAACCAGGCCAUAAGUCCACCCACCACCCACACGCUGACGCGCAAGAAGGUCGAGCUGUAUAACGCGCUGCAGUUGGAGGCCAAGCCUUUAAGCCUGAUCCAAAGGAGCUUCUCCUUCGCCCUGAGGCCCCCGGAGAAAGUCGGCAUCAUGGAGCGGCAUGGCGCUGCUUAUCCCUGGCAAUUGAGUCAUCCGCUCCCGUUCGUUUCGCAACCGCCGCCGGAAAAUCCAGCGAGGGGAAAAACGGAUACCGUAGCCGAGGAGGAAGAUCCGGGGGCAGCUGCUCCAUUAUUACCAAAAUCUGAACCAAAUUAAUAGGCAAUUGUUAAUUUUUGAACAUUUAUUCAGCAAGGAUAAUGGCAACUGGUGGAACUUUUAAUGGCUUGUUAUCAUAAAUAAUUACAGUCAUAAUUGUUGUGCGAAUUUUUGGACUUAAAAUGUGUUAAAAUGUAAUCCCUCGAACUGGUUGAAAUAUAAUGAACACAAGUGAAUUUAUUCUAUAUGAA